Messenger RNA from Culex pipiens pallens (northern house mosquito), 1909 nucleotides. Its product is annotated as transmembrane protease serine 9-like. Gene Ontology annotation, molecular function: serine-type endopeptidase activity. The coding region runs from base 39 to 1880 and encodes 613 amino acids. Gene Ontology annotation, biological process: proteolysis. The record is from RefSeq and is a predicted model, not a curated record. The transcript is spliced from 4 exons. Lineage: Eukaryota; Metazoa; Arthropoda; Insecta; Diptera; Culicidae.
UAGCUCUAACUUCUUAGGCUGGAGACACUUUCGCCAUCAUGUUCCGUCAAUUAUUCUUGUGCAGUGUUCUGCUAGUCGGUGCAGUUCUUGGAGAUGACAGUCUUCCAGAACUUCGCCCACGUCCACGCUUCAACGCAACCGAAUCCGGAUCAUCCACCAACGGCAGCGGACACCGCAUCGUGGGUGGCUUCGUGAUCAAUAUCGCCGAUGCGCCCCACCAGGUGUCGCUCCAGUUCCGACUGCGACACAUUUGCGGCGGAUCCAUCAUCUCGUCGAAGUGGGUUCUUACGGCGGCGCACUGUACGGAGCUUGCUUCUUCGCCAAAACAGCUGCGGGUUCGGGUGGGAUCGGCGAGGCAUGCCCUUGGGGGUGCCGUGAUUCCGGUCAAACGGAUUGUUCAACAUCCGUUGUAUGACAGCGUUAGUAUUGAUUACGACUACUCGUUGUUGGAACUGCAGAGGGCGAUCUGGCUUGGAAAGAACGCCGCGGUUGUGCCGUUGCCUGAUCGGGAUGAGUCCGUUCCGGAUGGGACUCUUUCGCUGGUUACCGGAUGGGGUAACACUCAGAGUACCUCCGAGUCCCAAGUGCUCCUGCGAGCGGCGUACGUCCCAACCUUCAACCAGGACGGCUGCAACUCCGCUUAUUCCGUGUACGGAGGCGUCACCGAUCGUAUGAUCUGCGCCGGAUUCGCGGCUGGCGGUAGAGACGCCUGCCAGGGAGAUUCCGGCGGUCCGUUGGUCGCCAACGGUAAGCUCAUCGGAGUCGUAUCGUGGGGCAUCGGUUGUGCCCAGGCCAACUACCCUGGUGUGUACGCACGGGUCGCCGCCGCACGUGACUGGAUCCGGACCAACAGUGGAUCCACUCCGGAGUCCCGGUACAAGGGAUGCACCACGACCCGCCUAACCGGAAUCAACGAUCCUCCGGAAGCGUGCUUGGAAGAUCUCGCUCGGACGUGGAAGCUCGACGCGGAAGACGUUAGGAUACAGUGUGCCGCAGUCAGAAUCCAUCUCCGCGAGAUGAUGGACCCACCGCAGAUCUACUUAAAAAUGAAUCUCCCCAUCUUUCUUGCGAUCCUCUGUCUUACGGCAAUAGCCUCCUGCAAUGAUCGCUUCUCCGUGCGCAAGCGGCUCAUCGUGGGCGGAGACAAGAUCGACAUCGGCAAAGUCCCCUACCAGGUGAUCAUACAACUUGGGGACAUGGUCGUGUGUGGAGGAUCGAUGAUCGCGCCCUCCUGGAUCCUGCUGGCCUCGCACUGCCUGUGGGACAUCCGCGGGUACGAACAUCUGCUGGAGGUUCGAGCCGGAUCGAAGAAUCGACUGCACGGUGGCGAGGUUCGGACCGUAAAGUGGUCAACGCUGCACCCGAAAUAUGAUCGCGUGCACCUGCAUCACGAUAUCGCACUUUUGUUCCUGAAUCACCCGAUGGUGUUUGGGGACAAUAUCAAGUGCAUCCGAAUACCGCCGCAGGAUUACAUGCCACGGGCAAUGGACGAUGGGUUCGUUGCGGGUUGGGGAUUGACGAACGCGGAUCACGACAGGACUAAGGCGUCUAACUAUCCGAAGGAACUGCUCGGGGUGAAGCUGCCGGUGUUGGGCUUCAAGACGUGCAACCGUUGGUACAACAACUACACCUUGUACCAGGAUACGCAGUUCUGCGCUGGAUAUCCGGAAGGGAAGCGGGAUGCCUGCGUUGGAGACUCCGGUGGACCGUACGUCGUCGGUAGACAGCAGGUUGGGAUCGUAUCGUGGGGACUGUCCUGUGCAAAGCCCAGACAACCUGGAGUAUUUACGGACGUCGGCAUGUACCGGAACUGGAUCGAGACUACCAUGUUCAAAAUACAGGGAUCGUCGCGUGGUCUAAAGUGUAAGGCAUACUUCUGAGGCAGUGAUCAAUAAAGAAUCAAAAACUU